AUGCCUUGGACUUUAGAGAGAGCAUCCAGAGCCACUCUUAGGUACUCUUCCCGCCUGUGCCACUGUCACCCGCUACUCAUUGCUCCCAUCUCUACGCUACCAGCACUUGACCGUCUGCAGUUCGCACCUGACGAUGAGGAGGGUCUCGUUGAUGCCUUGGACUUUAGAGAGAGCAUCCAGAACCACUUUCAGAGCCACUUUCAGGUACUCUGCCCUCCUGUGCCAGAGCCACUUUCAGGUACUCUGCCCUCCUGUGCCAGAGCCACUUUCAGAGCCUUUCAGUACUCUGCCCUCCUGUGCCAGAGCCACUUUCAGGUACUCUGCCCUCCUGUGCCAGAGCCACUUUCAGGUACUCUGCCUCCUGUGCCAGAGCCACUUUCAGAGCCACUUUCAGGUACUCUGCCCUCCUGUGCCAGAGCCACUUUCAGAGCCACUUUCAGGAGGUCCGGCCGAGCCACGACGGGAGGCCACGGAUUGCCGAGCCUCUUCCAUUCAGCCACCGCCCGCUUCGCCUGCUGCUCCUUCCUCGCAACUUCCACCAGCAUCUUUAGCAGCAUAUCGUAUUUUGAAAUCUUCCUCACCAGCCUCCCUGCAACUAUUCGAAGCUCCCCCUCCCUCCCCCCUCCAUUCCCUCCUUUCCUCCUCCUCCCUUCCCUCCUCCCUUUCCUCCUCCCUUCCCACCUCCACACCCACCUCUCCUCCCUCCUUUCCCGCUCGCCCUUCUUUUCCCCUCAACCCCUCCGUCCUCCCCCUUCUGCUGCUGCAAUGCCAAUGCCUGUGCGUCUCUCUCCUCUAGCUUUCGUAGCCACAGCGGCUUAUGAGGAGACGAAGAUUCAUUCUCUCCUAACUCCUCCCCUCCCCUCCUCCUUCCUCUUCUCCCCUUUCUCCCAUCCCUCACCUUCCUUCAUUCCCCUUCCCCCUACCAGCCAGCCCCACCAUCCCUGCCUGCGCUUUUCCGCCCUCCGCCGUUUCCCCCCCUCCCGCCCCAACCUGUUCCGCUGGUCUCUACCCCUCAGGCCCUGCUGUCACGCCUCCAUUUGCCCCUCUGCUUACCUCUCCUCUCCCCCUUCCGCUCCCCCCUCCCAUCCACCCUCCUCCUCUCCCCCUUCCGUUACUGACCACUAA
Molecule: messenger RNA, 1125 nt
Organism: Closterium sp. NIES-65
Lineage: Eukaryota; Viridiplantae; Streptophyta; Zygnematophyceae; Desmidiales; Closteriaceae
Source: the annotation of a GenBank genome assembly